AAAUUCUAUUUGUUUUGGGUGUUACGUUAUGAUUGUUUUGGUUGAUCCCGCAAGAUAAAUAAAGCGAAAAAAGCGCGCGUUCCCAAAAAGUGUCAUUUCGCGCAAAAUUCAGUCCACUGAGGCCUCAAACGAAUUAAAGCAGCGCUUACAUUCAAAAUUAAACAUAUUUGGAGCGAAAUCAAUAUGCGAGUGACGUAAAAUUUCCUAUUGACUGGGCAGUCGAGAGAGAGAUGAAACAGUCGUUAGAGAAGCCGCACGAAAAGCGAUUUUCCGCGAAAAGUACGCAAAUUAAAUAAUCGAAAAUCUCCGCCUGGCCUCGCCGCCACCGAGCGACCCGGAGCGGGGCGUGCGGGCCCGCAAGGGGGCCCCCGGCGGGCUGCCGCCCGGAAGGUAGAUGAGUCGUUUAGGGCCCGAGAUCCACCCCUUGCUCACCGAGGACGUCGUCAAGGCGCUGCACGGGAGGAAAGUGUGGACGGUGGGGGACUUCGUCAAGGUGGACACGCAGCAGAUUAUCAAAAUCGCACGACUCAAUUUCAGAGAAGUGCGAGCGGUAAAAAACUAUCUCCUGAAAAAGUUUUCAGCCACACCUGUGAACGGAUUCGAUUUCUAUAAAAACGUACUCAAAAAUACGGCCAUUAUCCCCACAGGAAUUAAAGGCGUGGACCAGUUGCUAAAUGGAGGAUUAUUUACUGGAAAUAUUUACGAGUUAUGUGGGCCCCCAGCUUCCGGCAAAACCCAUUUCGUUUUAACUUUAAUCAAAAAUGUGAUCUUGAAUAUGGACCAAAAUGUUCACAUUUUCGACACGAAAAACGACUUCUCGGCUGUAAAAAUGAAGCAAAUGUUGAAGAACUGUGAUGAGGACCGACGAACUAAAAGUUUGGGCAAGAUAAUAGUAAACCGCUGUUACACAAGAUACGAUUUAAUCAAUAGUUUAUACGAAAUUAAAAACGACUUGGAAAACAAUAUGAAACUACGGUUGAUUAUCGUCGAUUCUCUUCCCGGCGUGAUCUUAAAUUCAAACGACCACCUAACAAACAAUUUAUAUCUCAAUCAUAUCGCAAACAUAAUGAGAUAUAUUGCAACUGAGCACCAUGUCGCAUUUUUAGUCACGAAUUUAAUAACAACAUGGACUGACGGUGGCUUCAAGACCCAGCAAGAAACUUCCGAGACUAUUACGUGUGGGAAAUACUGGUCCAGUGUCCCCAACACUCGCCUCAGAAUUGAAAAAAUGGAAAAUUCAGGCGGGUGCAAGUUGUCUGUGUUAAGGAGUGACACUUUGAACCAAAAAGUGAACAGUUGUGCGGACAUUGUGCCCACUGAAGAUGGAUUUUUAUGAUCUAGAAAUUUAUUUUAAUACAACUGUCGCGUUUUAUCAUGUAGGGAUCGAUUUUAAUUAAAUUUUUACAGCGCUA
Molecule: messenger RNA, 1412 nt
Organism: Tribolium castaneum (red flour beetle)
Lineage: Eukaryota; Metazoa; Arthropoda; Insecta; Coleoptera; Tenebrionidae
Gene: Rad51D
Product: Rad51 recombinase D
Exons: 5
Coding region: 395-1336 (313 amino acids)
Biological process (GO): telomere maintenance; reciprocal meiotic recombination; DNA strand invasion
Cellular component (GO): replication fork; Rad51B-Rad51C-Rad51D-XRCC2 complex; centrosome
Molecular function (GO): ATP-dependent DNA damage sensor activity; ATP binding; single-stranded DNA binding
Source: RefSeq, a predicted model, not a curated record